CUCAAGAAACUGCCAAGACCUGCCAAAUGCGAACGGGAUGUGGCGUUCGGCCAUGGUCCGUGCACUGCCCCGCGCUGCUGCACCUCUCUCCGCACCGCGGCAGGCGACCCGACAUGAUGCCCAUGAGCCCUGUCCCAACCUAAAUCGAACCUCUGCAGACUCGAGGGACGACAGCAACGCUGGGCAUAUGUAACUCGGCCGUAUUGAACGGGAUAACUUAAAAAGACUUUCGAAGCUGGACGAUUACCCAAUCUCCAAGCGUCGGCAACAGGCUCCGUCGUGAUGGACAUUGCCUACGAUCAUAUUCAAGAAUCAAAUUACCCGGAGGAGCAUGGCGACUCCUCGUCGUCCGGGGAGAAGAAGCCAGCCCCGCAGGCAAGCCUGAAUGAGGAUUUGCAAGAUGCGUACCGGGCCUUUUCCUCUAGCCCCUGGGGUGCCCGGAUCGGGGGCUUCUUCGGCACUGUGGUGAAGCAGGGUGGAUCUGUCUACCGCGAGGCCCAGCAGGAGCUCUCGGCCGUGGGUCAGGAUGCCACGCGCGGCUUCACCGACCUGCGCGAGUCCAUCAUCCAGCGCACACGAAGCCUGUCUCUGAACACGUCCGCCCCGCCAGCACCAUCCUCGGACCAGGCGGCCAGAGAAGCCGGCGACAAUGCCGAGACGACACCCACAGCAGCCAAGGACAUGUCCUCGGAGGCCGCGCUCCAAGAGUCCGAGACGGUGCUCUCCCGGCUGCGGGGCGAGGCGGCGAAGCGCCUGAAGGACCUCCAACAAGCCGAGGACGCGGCGGACGAGGCCCUCCUCCGGUUCGGGUCCAACCUGCGCGACUUCUUCCGCGACGCCAUCACCAUCGCCCCUCCGAGCGACGAUCAGGCGGACAGCCGGGCCAACACGGGGGUGCUUUUUGAGAGCAAGGAUGCCCACGGGAAGAGGGUGAUCCACACGUCGCGGUUCGACGCGCAGUUGCACGUCAUCCACACGUCGCCGGAGAGCUUCAGCAAGGACGGGACUGGGGCCGAGUUCGAGACUUGGGCGAAGGAGUUCGACGUCGAUAAGAAGACGGCGGAUAUCAGCAGCGACUUGGACAAGUACCCCCGAGCUGAGGACAACCAUGGAGAAGCUCGUGCCCGACCAGGUUGCCUACGCGGAUUUCUGGAAGCGGUACUACUUCCUCAGGCACGGCAUUGAGACCGCUGAGGCGCGGAGGAAAGACCUUCUCAAGGCUGCUGCAGCUGAGGAGGAGGUUGGUUGGGAUGAGGACUCGGAUGAGGAGGAGGGUAAAGAGCAGGUCAAGGAGGAGGUCAAGAAAGAAGUUAAGGAGGAGGCUAAGGGAA
Chaetomium fimeti is the source of this 1331-nucleotide messenger RNA. RefSeq lists its product as uncharacterized. The coding region runs from base 283 to 1185 and encodes 300 amino acids. Lineage: Eukaryota; Fungi; Ascomycota; Sordariomycetes; Sordariales; Chaetomiaceae. The record is from RefSeq and is a predicted model, not a curated record. The transcript has 3 exons. Gene Ontology annotation, cellular component: cytoplasm.